AUGCCCGCUUGGUAUAACCCGCAAGCCGUCUGUGCCUAUCAUUCAGGGGCCGCCGGACAUUCGACUAUUGAUUGCAAGGCUCUUAAGCAUAGAAUUCAAGAUAUGGUUGAAUCUGGAGAGAUUGUAAUCCAAAAAAGGGAGGCACAAGGGCCGAAUGUAAAUAGGAACCCCUUGCCGGAACAUGCUAAUACCAUUGGGGUCAUUCUAUAUGAUGCAGAGUACGUGGAACAAGUCAAAAAGAUGGUAAGGGAAGCUGAAGUGUUUGGGGUCACAGACCAACCAUUUGUCAUAGAGCUGCCAUUUGAAGAGGAUAAAAAGCCUUUUAUUUUGGAUCUCACGCUAGCCGAGAGUGAGUCUUUAGAGCCAGUAGUCAUCGAAUUCCCGAAGCAAGAACCUGUUUUAAGUCUGCAACAAGUGCCAUGGAAUUACGAUGAACCUGCCAUACAGAUUGGGGAGAAGUCAAUUGUAAAGAAGGAGGUGUCAGUGGUUACCAGAUCGGGGAAGACUGCCAGUCCGUUUGAAACUACCAUUCCGAUUCAAGCAAAUAGCUCCGAGCCGCCUGCUAAACCAACAAUCAUCGAGAAAGAAGCCUUGGAUUUUCUUAAAAGGCUCCAGAGAAGCGAAUACAAUGUAGUCGAAAAGCUAAGCAAGUCACCUGCUCAGAUAUCCAUGCUGGACCUGCUCUUUUCAUCAGAUAUGCAUAGGGACGCGCUGAUCGAAGUAUUGACUAAAGCUCAAAUCCCUAAGGAUAUUUCUGUUGAUAAUUUCUCACACGUGGUUGGGAGUGUGUUGUUUACUAAACAAAUUACUUUCUCUGACGAUGAAUUGCCAGCGGAAGGCAUUGGACAUAACAAGGCCCUGUACAUAGUUGUAAGGUGUAAUGGAAAAAUGUUGCCGAAGGUUUUGAUUGAUAAUGGAUCUGCGCUUAAUAUCUGUCCUUGGAGUACCUUGGAAAAGCUAGGGUUGCAAGACAUAAAGCUGAGGCCUUCAGGGACCGUAGUCCGAGGUUUUGAUGGAGCACAAAGAGAGCCAAUAGGAGAAGUGGAUUUAGUCGUCGAGAUGGGGCCUGCCCAGUUUCAAAUAACCUGCCAAGUCAUGCACUUUCCUAGUGUUUACAAUGUUCUGCUUGGCAGGCCGUGGAUUCACAAGUCUGGGGCUGUGCCUUCUUCAUUACAUCAAUUGCUGAAGUUUGUAGUAAAUGACAAGCUGAUAACUAUAUUUGCCGAGGAGGAUUGCCUUGUAAUCACCGAUUCUGGGUCAAAAGAGGAUGGAAGCCGAAACGUCACCAUGAGGAACGAGCUCUAUCACGGCUGA
Messenger RNA from Coffea arabica (coffee), 1314 nucleotides. RefSeq lists its product as uncharacterized. The record is from RefSeq and is a predicted model, not a curated record. NCBI's taxonomy places the organism in Eukaryota, Viridiplantae, Streptophyta, Magnoliopsida, Gentianales, Rubiaceae.